GGUUGUUGUGGUUAAUGUAAUUGUUGUUGUGGUUGUUGUAAUUGUUGUUGUGGUCGUUGUCGUUCAGGUUUUCCAGGCCUCAGCCGGGCGAACUCCACCCUCAGCACCGGCGACUUCUCACUCAGAGGCAGCAGAGGAGUGGCCACGGGGUUGAGAACGGUGGUGGUGGUGGUGGUGGCUUGGACCGUCAGCGCCACGGGCAACUCCGGGAAGGCUCUGGCGUCCGCAAGGACCCCUACGCCAACCUCAUGACCCAGCGCGAGAAGGACUGGGUCAUCAAGAUCCAGAUGAUGCAGCUCAACAACACCGGUGGUGGUGGCGGUGGUGGCGGUGGUGGCGGGCUGAUGGAGAGGCUGGGAAACUACCACGACUUCUACUACCAGGCGUACUUUGAGAAGCUGGAGCGCCGUCUGUGGGCUCGCAGCGUCGACUCUGAGCACGAUCAUCGCGAGCCGCUGAGGCUCAACACGCCACAGCUGGCCCGGGUGGAGCACACCUACACGCCUGUACAGUUUGAGGGCUCUCUGGGCAAGUUGACCGUCUCCAGCGUGAACAACCCUCGGCGCAUGAUCGACGCAGUCGCCACGGCAACACGCCCUAGCGAUGAUGAGGAUCUCAAGGAGAAGCAGGGGAGAGACAAGAGGAGACACGUGCUGCACACGAUAGAGAACGCCUACUCGCUGCUCCUCUCCAUCGAGGACGUGGACCGCGUGAUUGCGAAGCUGGCCGGCGGUUGCCGUGGCGACGGUGGCCCUGGCGACGGUAACCGUGACGACCGCACCGUCGCCAUGGAGACGCGGCAGGCCAAGCUGCAGGCGCUGAUGGAGCUCCUGCAGGUCCACGCGGCCGCGGCGACGGACGCCGGGGACGAGAGGUGA
This is a messenger RNA of Lethenteron reissneri (Far Eastern brook lamprey), 878 nucleotides long. RefSeq names its product protein PAT1 homolog 1-like. NCBI's taxonomy places the organism in Eukaryota, Metazoa, Chordata, Hyperoartia, Petromyzontiformes, Petromyzontidae. Gene Ontology annotation, molecular function: RNA binding. Gene Ontology annotation, cellular component: P-body. The record is from RefSeq and is a predicted model, not a curated record. Gene Ontology annotation, biological process: deadenylation-dependent decapping of nuclear-transcribed mRNA; P-body assembly.